Diaporthe batatas is the source of this 819-nucleotide messenger RNA. RefSeq lists its product as uncharacterized. Bases 1 to 819 code for a protein of 272 amino acids. The transcript has 4 exons. Lineage: Eukaryota; Fungi; Ascomycota; Sordariomycetes; Diaporthales; Diaporthaceae. The record is from RefSeq and is a predicted model, not a curated record.
AUGGGUGGCGUACCUUCAGUCCCCACCGAUCCCAACAGGACCCUGGAGGUCAUUGGGGCAGGUUACUCCCGCACUGGAACUUCGUCCAUGGCGAUUGCACUUGAAAGGCUUCUGGAUGGGCCCGUUUGCCACGGUGGCUCACAGAUGCUGGGAAGAGAGGAUAGCUAUGUCCAGAAGUGGAUCGAAGUCUACAAGCAACGUGAUGCGGGUAACCGCCCAGCGAUGAUGAGAGCCCUCCGUGAGGCGACAAGAGGAUUUGCAGGUGUCACUGAUGUCCCUGCUGUUGACUUUAUCGGCGAGCUGGUCGAGCUCUACCCCAAUGUCAAGGUUAUGGGAGUCAGACGAGACCCAGACGCCUGGUGGAAGAGCAUGGGCAACCUGAACAAGGUUGCUUCACCAUGGUGGCUCCCGUACUUCCUGGCGCCAAUGCCUACAUGGCGAUGGUUCCCGGCUUUUAUCGAGGGGAUCAGAGGGAGAGGAAAACUAGGCGCCAAAGUCUCCGGCAAUGUGGUGCCAGAUCUUAUAGCGCUCCACAACAAGACAGUGGAGAAGAAGACUCCACCCGGGCAAAUGUAUUGGAUGGAGAUCACUGAUGGAUGGGCACCGCUCUGUAAGAUGUUGAACAAGCCUGUGCCCAAGGAGCCUUUCCCCCGGGUCAACGACGCAGCAGCACUGAAUGAACUGAUCAAGGGAAUGAUGCUUGCGACGGCGGGUGUCUGGCUUAUCAUCACGGUCGUCAUUUUCAGUGCCAUAUACUUCGGGGCGCGUUCGGGGAUUUUGCUGCCGUCAAGCCUCAGUUCCUUAAUCGUGCUGUCCUAG